UCUCGGUCUCUGUGUCUGGCAGCUAAGUUCGGAGCUAACGCCAUCCUGGGUGUGUCUCUGGCCGUCUGUAAGGCCGGCGCCGCGGAGAAGGGCGUCCCUCUUUACCGCCACAUCGCCGACCUGGCCGGACACAAAGACGUUAUACUUCCUGUCCCUGCCUUCAACGUCAUCAACGGAGGAAGUCACGCCGGAAACAAGCUCGCCAUGCAGGAGUUCAUGAUCCUCCCCGUCGGCGCCGCCAACUUCCACGAGGCCAUGAGGAUCGGAGCCGAGGUGUAUCACAACCUGAAGAACGUCAUUAAAGCCAAAUAUGGCAAAGACGCCACCAACGUGGGAGACGAGGGCGGCUUCGCCCCCAACAUCCUGGAGAACAACGAGGCUCUGGAGCUGCUGAAGUCCGCCAUCGAGAAGGCCGGUUACCCCGAUAAGAUCAUCAUCGGGAUGGACGUGGCGGCGUCCGAGUUCUUCCGCAGCGGGAAGUACGACCUGGACUUCAAGUCCCCCGACGACCCGUCCCGCCACAUCAGCGGCGAGAAGCUGGGCGACCUGUACCGCAGCUUCAUCAAGAACUACCCCGUCCAGUCCAUCGAAGAUCCCUUCGACCAGGACGACUGGGAGAACUGGUCCAAGUUCACCGCCUCCACAGACAUCCAGAUCGUAGGAGACGACCUGACAGUGACCAAUCCCAAGAGGAUCCAGCAGGCUGUGGACAAAAAGGCCUGCAACUGUCUCCUGCUCAAAGUCAACCAGAUCGGCUCCGUCACCGAGUCCAUCCAGGCGUGUAAGCUGGCUCAGAGCAGUGGUUGGGGUGUGAUGGUCAGCCAUCGCUCCGGAGAGACUGAGGACACCUUCAUCUCUGACCUGGUGGUCGGACUCUGCACUGGACAGGUAGACACAA
Molecule: messenger RNA, 898 nt
Organism: Plectropomus leopardus (leopard coralgrouper)
Lineage: Eukaryota; Metazoa; Chordata; Actinopteri; Perciformes; Serranidae
Source: RefSeq, a predicted model, not a curated record